Messenger RNA from Osmerus eperlanus (European smelt), 3944 nucleotides. RefSeq names its product multiple C2 domains, transmembrane 2b (gene mctp2b). NCBI's taxonomy places the organism in Eukaryota, Metazoa, Chordata, Actinopteri, Osmeriformes, Osmeridae. Gene Ontology annotation, cellular component: synaptic vesicle membrane. Bases 275 to 3010 code for a protein of 911 amino acids. Gene Ontology annotation, molecular function: calcium ion binding. The transcript is spliced from 23 exons. Gene Ontology annotation, biological process: regulation of neurotransmitter secretion. The record is from RefSeq and is a predicted model, not a curated record.
UGUCCACUACGAUGGUUUUUAUGGGCUUUAAAUAAAUAUAUCGGCCGAACAUUAUUCAGUGGCACUACCCUUUAAUUCGCUUGCUGUCGAAAUCCGUUUCAUCCGACACAGCGAUUGCUGAUGUGUUGCACUGAAACCGCACUGAAACCAUCCUGUAACUUUGAAGAAACUGAAAUUUUGCCGAAAUCUUCAGAAAAAGUUUCUUGCGACGGAAGAAAGGCCUCAAUAAUGCUAAAUUCAGACAGAUUUUGAAGCUUCGCCCAACUAUCUCACCAUGGACUCGAAGAAGCCGAGCAUGUUGAGCCAACUGCGCCACCGAACCAGGCCCCUGUUCAGCAACCUUCGCAGAGGAAAGAAGAGCCCCAGCAAGCCUGAGGUCCGCCCAGAGCACAUGCUGGACCACCGGAUGAGCUUGUCUGUGCCUGACAUCAGAGACCUGCGUCGGGAGUCCUGCCCCGUCCCCUCUGCCCUGCGGCCUCCAGACUUCAGGCCCCCCGACACCUACCACAGUAGUCCUUCCAGCCCACAGACUUGGUGUCAGACCCCCGUGGCAGACCAAGGGGUUGUGAACUGUCCUGCUGGAUCUACCCUCGCUGUGAGGAGUUCCCCCAGACUGGGUGUGCCUAUAGACAGCACUGACUGUGCCUCUCAGGAGUCUGGACACAGCAGGGGCCCCUAUGAGGAGGAGGAGGAAGAAGAAGAGGAGGAGGGCCUCCCAGACCAGAGCUCCAGAGCAGCUGGGAUCAUGGAACAGCAGCCAAGGGAACUGGCCCAGACUGAGACCAUGAUACUGAACAGCAGAACUGUCCCUUCUGUGGAGGUAUCAGACGACAUCACUGAGCACCAUAGCAACAGCAAUGACCUUGAUGCUCAAACCUUCCAUGACAUUGAAAACAACGGUUUUGAGAUGGGCAGUGAGGUGCUGAGUGUGUCGGAGAGUGUGCGCGAGCUUCAGAGGUCCUACCUCCUCAGCAUCAAUCUAAAGGAGGGCCGUAAUCUGGUCAUCAGAGACCGCUGUGGUACCAGUGACCCUUAUGUGAAGUUCAAAUUAGAUGGAAAAACAAUCUACAAAAGCAAAGUGGUCUACAAGAACCUAAACCCAACAUGGAAUGAAUCCUUCUCCUUCCCUGUCCGGGACCUGGAUCAUAGACUCUAUAUUAAGGUGUAUGACCGUGAUCUGACCACUGAUGACUUUAUGGGCUCAGGCAGUGUUCUACUGAGUGAACUGGAACUAGAAAAAACUUGUGAAAUGGUCCUGCGGCUGGAUGACCCCAAUAGUCUGGAGGAUGACAUGGGCGUCAUUGUGGUGGACAUGUGCUUGUCCCUCAGAGAUGGGGAGGGUAAAAGAAAUAAUAAAUGGCCGCCUAAAAGAAAACGUAGUUUACGGUCAGGUGUGUCGCACCAGAGCCGUCGCCUGUCCGAGUCCCUGAGGAAAAGCCAGUUAUGGAGCACGGUGAUCAGGGUCACCCUGGUGGAGGGCCAAGACCUGCCUGUGGAUGGCCAAGGGGAGGUGUUUGUACGCUUUAAACUGGGCGACCAGAGAUACAAGAGCACGAAUCAAUGUAAGAAGCCCAAACCACAGUGGAGGGAGAGAUUUGACUUCAAUCGGUUCCUAUACAGUCCAGAUGUCCUGGAGGUGGAAGUCUGGUCAAAAGAGGGAAGAAAAUAUGAAGAGUGUUAUGGAAGAUGUGAAGUGGACCUGUCCAUGGUUCCUGCCAAUCAGACUCAUCUGUUCAACCAGCCGCUGGAUCGGGGUAAAGGUCGUGUUGUCUUCCUGAUAUCACUGAGUGCGUGCAGUGGCGUCUCCAUCUCCGACCUGUGCGCUCCGCCCUUGGAGGAGGCCCAUGAGAGAGACAACAUGUUCGAAAGAUACUCUUUGAAAGGGUCCUUUAAAAACCCAAGAGAUGUCGGCUUCCUUCAGAUCAAGGUGAUCAAGGCAGCGGAUCUUUUGGCGGCAGAUUUGAAUGGGAAGAGUGAUCCAUUCUGUGUGUUGGAACUGGGGAAUGAUAGACUGCAGACUCACACUGUCUACAAAACUCUCAACCCAGAGUGGAACAAAGUCUUUACCUUCCCAGUUAAAGACAUCCAUGACAUUCUGGAGGUCACCGUGUUUGACGAGGAUGGUGACAAACCGCCAGAUUUUCUUGGCAGAGUGGCGAUACCCUUGCUGUCUAUCCACAAUGGCCAGCAGAUAGCCUGCCAGCUGAGAAAAGAGGACUUAGGAGCCCUAACCAAAGGGACCAUAUCACUAGAACUGGAAGUUAUUUUUAACCCUGUUAGAGCUGGUAUCAGAACAUUCAAACCAAAGGAAAAAAAAUUCAUGGAAGACAAUCCAAAGUUUUCAAAAAAGAUCCUGGCCAGAAAUGUACUCCGUGUUCGUACCCUCUACAAGGCCAUAAUGUCUACAUUACAAUAUAUCAAAAGCUGCUUUCAGUGGGAGAGUGUCCAGAGGAGUCUCAUAGCAUUCCUGAUGUUCUUGGUGACGGUGUGGCACUGGGAGUUCUACAUGUUGCCCCUCUUCCUUGUUCUCCUCAUCUCAUGGAACUACCUCCAAGAGGCCUCUGGAAGAGUCAAUCAAGAUUUGGACCACGUGGAUUUUGCCGAUGAAGAUGACGAAGAUGAAAAGGAAUCUGAGAGGAGAGGUUUGAUGGAAAAAAUUCACAUGGUUCAAGAAACUGUCAUCACUGUUCAGAAUCUAUUGGAGGAAAUUGCAUGCUUCGGGGAGAGAAUUAAGAACACAUUCAACUGGUCUGUGCCCUUCCUGUCCAACCUGGCAUUCCUCGUUUUCCUUAUUUUAACAGUUAUAGUGUACUUCAUUCCUCUUCGCUACAUUGUUCUAGUGUGGGGUAUAAAUAAAUUCACCAAGAAAUUACGGGACCCUUAUGCGAUUGAUAACAAUGAAGUCCUUGAUUUUCUGAGGAGGGUGCCUUCAGAUGUUCAAAAGGUGCAGUACAGUGAACCGAAAGCCAGCAGCUCACUAAGCCCACUCAGGAGGAAGAGAACUACAUAGAAAGGUGUCAGGGCAUGGUCGGGGCACAGGUUCCGAACGGAGAACACGGCUUGCACACUGAACUCAAUGCCCGUUCCUACCAAUGAAUAGCCCACGCUAUGAAGGAUAAGGAAACUGCCGACGAAAGCUGCUCCUAAAUUCCCCGUCUGGUGUUACCGGUCGAGUUUGAAUGUUCACAAAAUGAAUGUUUUUAAAAACCACAUUUGACACUUUGAUACACUAUGCCACUACAAGUUUUUUACUGUCCAUAGAGUUAAUAUGACUAUUAACUAAAGCAAAACACAACCACCAUGGCUGAUUUGGUUUGUUUUCUAGUUUUUGUAGCACUGUGAUGUAGCUACUCAUUUUAUUAUACCCUGUGGUUAUACUUUCUAUUUAAUACAAAAACAAAAUCCAAAGCUACUUUAUCCUAGUUAUUACAUAUGUUUUUCCUUUAUGCCAUGAUAUUCUGAUUGUUAAAUGUGUAUGUAAAUAAGAUGGUUAUAUAAGUAAGAUCUGUCACUCUUACAUGUACUUACAUGUACUUUGAAAGUGUUUCACUUGGCUGUGGAAUGUAUUAUUCUCUUAAUUUGCCAUGUGGGAUUUGUUUAUCCAUACUGUAGUACACUAUAUCAUGGCCAACAUUAUACUGUACUGUAUGUUACUGUUUAGAACAUUUAAUCACAAUUUAACCAUUUAGUUUCUUACUGAUUGUGGUCCAAAAUUUAUUACGAUAAUGAUCAUGAUUUUAGAUUUUAAAAAUUAUAUAAAUCUUUUACCAUCUGUAUUUCUGGUGUACUUAUUUAACUUUAAUUACCUUUUUACUAGUGAAUGCCAUGGGACCAAAUGUACAAUUUUGCACACCUAAUAUAUCUUGAAAUAAUGUAUUCAUGAUUAUCACUAAUGAGAAUUAUCAUCUCUUCUUUACAAUGCAAUAAAUGCACCUGAGUAUGGA